Molecule: messenger RNA, 2847 nt
Organism: Gigantopelta aegis
Lineage: Eukaryota; Metazoa; Mollusca; Gastropoda; Neomphalida; Peltospiridae
Exons: 2
Coding region: 89-1270 (393 amino acids)
Source: RefSeq, a predicted model, not a curated record
UCGAUUAUUUAAUUUGUACUAGUAAAAGAAACUUUGUUUAAUACCGUGAAACGAUAUUUAUAAUUUUUUAUUCAUAAUUUAUUUCACGAUGUCAACAAAAAGGUGUUUGCUUAGCUUUUAUAGAAAGGUCCGACCUCUUUGGAUACAGCAGUCGUUUGAUAUAUUUUUGGCGCGACAUUAUAACACCAACUACAAACGAGAAAUGGACUCCAAUACUGAAACUGUGGGGAAAAAACCGGGUCCCCUACCACGAUGGCAAAGUUUUUUGUCCGAUCUGACGCCGCGUUUACCGCCAAAACCACAUUAUGAAACUGUGGGCGAGCGUCCAUGUAUGUCAUUCGGACCGCAGUCCAUAUCGAGGAUAUUUUUGAAGAACCUUCUCGGCCACGGCGAUGACAGUCGUUUGGUACGUGAUCAUGUGAACUACAAAAUUACAAACAAGCUGACGUUACAAGGUACACAAGGUGCCGAAGACAAGCUCUGGAAACGAACUGCAAGUGGCCGAGACACUCAUCGCGGUGAUGGCGAACACUUUGAAAAACACAGGAGGACUAUGUCGUCAGCCGACACAAAAGCAAAAUCUCUGAACCAGCCAGACGAUCUGUCAAGAAGUGUUAGCAGGUGGACUUUAGAAAUGUUCAGCAGAUACGUCGAUUUUGAAGAACACAUUGAGCAGCUGCUUAUUGAUACUGACAGAGUAGAUGAUCAGUCGGGAGAAAUGAAUAAGAUCGUCCAAGAAACUAUGGACAUGUUCAAUGCGUCUAACACGAAUCCCGCGCUCGAAAAUGUGUUGGCCACGGAAGCAGACGUCAGGAUCCAUCUGUCAACCAUUUUGAGGAAAAUGUGCCCGGAACUGGGACUCACUCUUAGAACAGAGUCACAAAUUGAACUGAGUUACCUACCUACCUGUAAAUUUGAUUUCUUAUUUCUGACGCGCGGCGGCAAGCCAGUUGGGUGCAUGGAAGCAAAGACGCCUUCUACCAUGAACAGCAGAGCGUUUGCACAAGCUGUCGUCGAGCUACUGGUUCUACAGCAGUUAGCUUAUCAGCACGACGUUGACAUCUCCACUGUGCCAUUGUUCAACGUCCUGUCUGACGGCCAGAGGUUCGUUCUGAUGCAAGUGAGGGGGGAAAAGUUGCGUCUGGAGUACGUGUCGAAGGACGGAGAGAAUGUACUGAAAGUCCGUACCACUAAAGUGAUGGAAGCAUUAUCUAAACUGAUUAAAAUGACACUGAAUAAUAUUGAAAACCCUGAGCUUCAGACCAGUUAAUUUAUUCAAAUGUCUACAUCGUUUUUUCCCGAAUGUGAAGAUUUGCUCCAGCAUUGGGGUGGCAGUUGGCCCCUGGGAUUCCUCAUCCCCUGAAAAUAAGUAGGGAAGCAUACAAAAUUUAACUACAUUUCUACACGGAAUAUAUUGCUAUCAUGAUUCCAACUAGUGUACGGAGUUCCACUUAUAUAGCCUUUGUAUGUAUUGAAAGUGGUACUCUCCGAAGACUGAACAACGUCCAUAUACACAAUUUAUACUGAGAUAGUACUAUAUAGGGUAAUACACUGAACCGUUUCUAAAACAAAUUCUUCAAAGCGGAAUUUAGCGAAAUUUUCUUAUGUUGUUUUACCAGAAAAUACGCUUCAACUGAUAACAAAAUAAUUUAUAUACCAUUUGUGUCCGGGUCAAACCCUUCAACGACCAGACUAAUACACUUUUGGAUACACACAGGCCUACCCUUAACGCUCCGUAAGUUAGACCACAAUAUGACAUAACGCUUAGCCACGCACACACACAUUCCCGGGGAAGGUAUCGAUUUGUCUCAGUGGUGCUCGGCUGAUGUUUGAUGGAGUGUUUUUGCACCGUCUUGUUCCAUGCCCCACAGAUGAUAUAUCGAAUAGAGAGGGCCCAAAACCCGCUGUUGUUUUUGAAAAUAUAAUUUAAAGGUCCUUGACUGGUGGACGGGAUAAGUUUGCAUUUUUUGUGCAUUCUGUAAAAUAUACUGUUUGACCAAAAAUAGGGGUGCCCGGGCCCCUUGAAUCCGCGCCUGUUGUUCUGUUUGUUCAAAACUUGUGGAAGGCGCAUGUGCAGGCACGGCAGAAACAAGUGGACACCGGAAAAGAUUGAGAUCGGAAGUGUGAAGCACCCGAGUUACCAUGCCAGGGUUCGGGAGAAUACUCCUAAGGACAUUUUUGAAAACUGGAUGUCCUAAAAUGCAAUGUUCUGCAUUCUACAAGUAAUAUAGGCUACAUAAUUUUUAAUGCAUUUUUCACGAUGUAUAAUUUGUAUAUACAUAUAUUAUUUUUAAAACCACAGCAGUGAUUUACCAAGCAUUUACAAUGCAAUAGCUGUACCGGCCUCGGUGUAGCUCGAGUCACCUCCAGCCCUACCCCUUAUUGAUAUUGUUAUGUGGGGUAAGACUAGAGGAAAGUCUAUGUAAUGCUUUGGAAAUCGUGGACAAUCAAAUGUUUGCAAGCUACUGGGUCUAAAAUACACAUUUCCCCCUAAAUUUAGUUAUUAUACAGUGAAUAUUUACAAUCAGACAAUCACUACUAGCAGUAGUAUAUUUGCAAUUGUAGUGUGAAUAUAUUACUCUCACAUAGUCAUUAUUACAUUUUGUAUUGUACAUUAAAGUGACACACACACACACACAUAUAUAUAUUAUUUUUUAAAUUUAUAUUUAUUUAUUUAUUUAUUUAUUUAUGUAUGUAUUCAUUUGUGCUUUUUAUUUCCUUCUUUUAAAUUCAUUAUAUUGCUGUUAUUUUUUUGUAGUUUUUUCUAGUUAAAAAUUAUUACUAGUAUUGCUAUUUUUAUAACAAUCAAAGUUGUUGUUAAAACGACAAUUAACAAAAUAAUAAUAA